Messenger RNA from Arachis stenosperma, 781 nucleotides. Its product is annotated as actin-related protein 2/3 complex subunit 5A. Bases 237 to 644 code for a protein of 135 amino acids. Gene Ontology annotation, cellular component: cytoplasm; Arp2/3 protein complex; actin cytoskeleton. NCBI's taxonomy places the organism in Eukaryota, Viridiplantae, Streptophyta, Magnoliopsida, Fabales, Fabaceae. Gene Ontology annotation, biological process: regulation of actin filament polymerization; Arp2/3 complex-mediated actin nucleation. The record is from RefSeq and is a predicted model, not a curated record. Gene Ontology annotation, molecular function: actin filament binding. The transcript has 4 exons.
UCCUGACGUACACGCCAAUAGCGUAGGGUCCACCAUAGGAGGUGGGACACUCAAAUAGCUACACACUUCUGCCGCCAUCUUCUUCUCUGCCACCGUGAGAUCCACUGCACCUGCCUUAGAUUUGUUCGGAGGAAAGGGAAGAGAAAAUCAAAAUCACAUUUUUUAUCACAAAAAUUUCAGAUCAAAUAGAAAAGGGAUUGAUUUGAAGAAGAAGAAGAAGAAGAAGAAGUUUUAUUAUGGCAAAAGCUGAAAGGUUCGUGGAAGCGGAUAAUGCAGAAGCUAUUAUUACCAGAAUUGAACACAAAUCCCGCAAGAUCGAAAGCUUACUCAAGCAGUAUAAACCUGUGGAAGCACUUAAAACUGCUCUGGAAGGCACGUAUGCCAUGACUGGUGAUGAGCGUUGCAAGUCAGCACACUGGAUUGUGGUACAUAGGGCUAUAAUGGCUAUAAAGGAUGUGGAUGGGAUGCUUUCUUCAUUGGAUCCUGAGUACUAUGAUAUACUAAUGAAGUACUUAUAUAGAGGCUUAGCUACCGGAGAUCGUCCCACAUGUGACCAAUGUCUCCGGAUUCAUGAAAAGUUGACAGAGAAAGCAGGACUCGGUUGCAUUCUACGCUUCCUAACUGAUACUGUAAAUACUGUUUGAUCUCUGGACUAUCUUUUUCUUUCUUUUUUUUUUUUUUGUUUCGAGUUCCCUUGUAUGCAUUUGCAAGACCACAGAAUCAAUGUAGUGCAAUAUAUUGAUGUUGAAUUUUAGACUUAUUUGAAAUGUUUGCCCUGCUA